Neoarius graeffei (lesser salmon catfish) is the source of this 6124-nucleotide messenger RNA. RefSeq names its product vascular endothelial zinc finger 1a (gene vezf1a). Gene Ontology annotation, biological process: regulation of transcription by RNA polymerase II. Gene Ontology annotation, molecular function: RNA polymerase II cis-regulatory region sequence-specific DNA binding; DNA-binding transcription factor activity. The record is from RefSeq and is a predicted model, not a curated record. The transcript has 6 exons. Lineage: Eukaryota; Metazoa; Chordata; Actinopteri; Siluriformes; Ariidae. The coding region runs from base 97 to 1545 and encodes 482 amino acids.
GUUGUAGCAGCUGCCAUGUUGAGCUGCUUUGUUGUAGAUUUCUUGUAGCUUUUCCAGCAGAUUUUUUUUUAUUUAUUUUUUUUUUAAAGUGUGGCAAUGGAGCCGAGCUGGAGUACCUUCUUGUUUCAGCAGGCCAAUGAUGCCCUGCACCACCAGCACCAGGUGGGCCCGAACAGCCUGUUGCCACUGCUGAACGCCGGCACCGAGCCACAGGACCAGAAGCCCAUCAUGCCCAUCCCGCUUGAUCAGAAGCCCCCAGUGAGCUCCGCUGACCUGCUCAAGGACAGCAUGGGCAGUGGGACGGGCGCUGCUGGAGGAGGAGGGGGCCAUGGUGGUGGAGGCGGGGGUAUUGGCGCACCAAUGCCCAUAGUGAAGAAAGAACCCAAAAGCAAAACACCGUUUAUCUGUGGCUACUGCAACAAGGCCUUCCGAGACAGCUACCAUUUGCGGCGGCAUGAGUCAUGUCACACUGGGAUCAAGAUGGUGUCACGACCUAAAAAGACAGCACAGACGACGGCACCCACCAUGGUGCCCCUGCUCUCGAGUAUGACACGAGAAAACAACACUAACCCCUCGUACAUCCUCACUACUGCCGCGACGUCAGCCUCGGGCGCCAUGGUGCCGACUUCUACAGUUGCCGUGUGCCAGCCGGCUGCACCCAAAAAGCCAGCCAAGCCUGUCAAGAAGAACCACGGGUGCGAGAUGUGUGGCAAGGCCUUCCGUGAUGUUUACCACCUGAACAGGCACAAGUUAUCCCACUCGGACGAGAAGCCGUUCGAGUGUCCGAUCUGUCAGCAACGAUUCAAGAGGAAAGACCGCAUGACCUACCACGUUCGCUCACACGAUGGCGGCGUGCACAAGCCCUACGUCUGCUCCGUCUGUGGGAAGGGCUUCUCCAGGCCUGAUCAUCUCAGCUGCCAUGUCAAGCAUGUGCAUUCUUCAGAGAGACCAUUUAAAUGCCAAGUAACGGCCUGCACAUCAGCCUUCGCCACCAAAGACAGACUGCGCUCUCACAUGAUCCGGCACGAGGGCAAGGUCACUUGCAACAUCUGCGGCAAGAUGCUGAGCGCCGCCUACAUCACCAGCCACUUAAAGACGCACGGCCAGACCAACUUCAACAACUCCUGCAACAAAGGGGACUGGCAGUGGAACUCCUCAGGGCUGCAAAAAGACAAUACCGAGGUGUGCCACUCGGGCACACCGACGCCCGUCACGAUCUCUGCGCCCGCCACUACGCCGAUGAGCCGCGCCAACGCCAGCACGGCCGUGACCAUCGGCGCCCAGAUGAACCUGAGCACGACGGUAAACACGGUGAACAUCGCGUCAGCACCGGUGAGCCUGCAGCACCCGGUCACAAUCACGGGCCCGGUUAACAUCGCUUCCGUGAACAUCCCAGCCACGGCAUCGCCCAUGAACAUCGCCCACCCGGUCGCCAUCACCACACCCAUGCCCAUGAACAUCGGCGCGCCGCUCAACAUCGCCAUGCGGCCCAUGGAAAGCAUGUCCUUCCUCUCGCAGGUCCUGCCCUCCUCACCUCCGUGGUGAACAGCACCUGAGUGACUCGUAACCUGAUUCUCCGAACCAGCUGACUCCACCCCCUUCCCCAGCCAGUGAGUGUUUACUCUUGUGGCGCGGGCGGACAGCCGCCUCACAAGCAACGACGACGGAGUUUUCUACAGAGCUUUUGUGAAGGAUUUCUUACCUAGAGUUGAUGACCUAAGGAACGAGUACUUAGUGACACUGAGCACGCAGACCUCACUGAGGUUUUUCAAGGACAAAUGCAAUAAGUGCCGUGUUUUUGUUUUGGUUUUUUUUGUUAUAUAUUAUUUUUCCUUCCCAGAACACUGGGAUUUCUUUUUACAUUGUUUAGCUGUAGCCUGCUAAUCAGUAUUUAAUUUUACAAAUCCGAAAGGGAAAGAGGGUUUUACUGAGAGGGAGGUUUUGAAAUGUUUUACAGAAUAGGAUGUGUGGUUUUGUGGUUUUUUUUUUGUUUGUUUGUUUGUUUUUUUUGUUUUAUAAUUUGAGGUACAGGAACUGGAUUGGAUUGUACACUUGCUUAUGCUGGUGUUUAGCGUUUUAACCAACUACAAUUGUGAACUUUUUUUUUUUUUUCCUUUUUCAGCUGCAGUGUUUCCCGACACUGAUUCAUAGCUGUUAUUAUUUUCAUCGUGCUCUGUUUAUUAAGGACGGCUGGGGUGUGUUUUGUUUACUUGAUUGUCAACCAUUAGGAUUCACAUGGUUGUUGUGGGUUUUUUUUUUUUUUUAAAUCAGGAACAGAUAGAGGAAAGAUUCUUGCACUGAAAGCAUAUCCCUUGUGUCCAACAACAGUAUUAUUGAAGAUCAGACCUGUUCCGGGGAACCUGCCUGGAAAGAACCCGGGUCGUCUAGUGACUGGCAAAAGCUGCACCUCAAAAAAAAGUUUAAGUUCAAUUAGAUUUGGACUGGAUUCAUGUCAAAAGACUAGCAGGUGGUGUUUUAUACCCUUGUUUUUAAUCUUACCAUCAUGAAACCCCACCACCACCACACACACAAGGGCCUGUUAGGAGGAAUUUUCUGCUCAGGAAUCCCAGUAAACUACUUUUUAUAUUUUAUUUGAGUAAUUAUUAAUAAUAUCCAGCAUCCUGGAAUCUUGUUUUUAUUUUGUAAAUAUUUAUUUCUCCAUGCACCCUUUUCCCUCACCGUCCAUUUUUAUUAAUGGAACGCUUCCAUCUUGAUCCUUAAUGAGAAAUCGGACUCGCUUGCUUUGCCUUGUCAGCUUUCUGUCAAUGUUGUGUGGUUGUUUUUUUUUCUUUUCUUUUUUAAAUACACGUCUCUUGGGUGGCCACUUGCAGCAAAAACAGUCAUGAAAGCAAUUUCCUUUAUACUAUGUGCAAGGUAAUGCUAGAUCACUAACUAACGACAAUGCUACUCAAACAAGCCUAGGUACUCUGGUUUUGUCUUUUAAAUGUGACCAAGAUCUGCCGAGUUUCCGAGGAAAACGCCAGCACUUACUCACUACUGACUGCUUAAAAAAAAAAGUCGUUUUUAUUAUUAAUAAUAAUAAUAAUAAUAAUAAUAAUAAUCUGUCGACUGAAUCUUGUUCUGAAUGGUGUCCUUGGUUUGGUUUGGCUUGGGUUGGUGUAUACAGGGAUGUCUCAAUAACCAAUCAGAUUGCAAGCUUUAAAUGAUGUGGGCGGAGCAUCUAACACGAAGACUUAAUUUUAGCAAAGUAAUACCAACAAAUUUCCAUCGUUGUUCAUGUACAGAUAAAAAGAUUGGUUCCAUUACUCCACUCCAGGAAUGUCGUAAACGUUAUCUUUUUCGGAAUAUUAAAUAUUUUCUUGAGCAUGUUUCCAUUUCCUAAGCAGCAUCAUCCGUGAAAUUGCGUCCUACUGCAAUACCGGCUGCUCCUGAACUUCACAAGGCUUCAGCACACUUCGUACGGCGACGGCAUUCAGCGAAUGUCCACAAACGAUACGUAAUCACAGAGCACACGAACGUCAUGCUUGCCGUGUCGAGAACAUGGUACCUGGGCAACACUUUUCGCAAUCAAGCCACUUCGAUCCAAGAUGGAUGACUGUGAGUAACGGUAAUCUUGUUCAUAUGGUUAAUGUCACAGCGCCACCUGCAGUUCUGGAGCACUUGUAUUUGAUGACUAGAGAGGAUGAAGGUGAUUUUCAUCUCCGCAUUUCGUACGCUGAGGCCUUUAGGGUGACUGGAUCCCUCGGAUCUCCAAGCCGUCUGGAUUGAAAUGGCCUUCUCAAGAUGGCGAUGGAGUUUCCGUUAAGGGGGAAGGGUAAAGGGACGUCAACAAGGAUGACUGAAAUUUUUUUUUUUUUAAAUGGAUGUGCAUUUGUUAAUUUUGUUUAAUUUUCUCAAAAUCGGAGGAUUUUACUCCGCCAGAUUCUGACCUGUAUUUGGAUUCAAGAGUAUCACUACACAAACACGCAUUAUAAGAGACGAGUCCUCAAGGAAGCAUCCGCUGUUGGUCACUACGAGGGUUCAAAGCCCUGCCAAUGUGAGUUUCGGUACACUGUGUGAACCGCUAUCGGUGCACAGUUUUCUUUGUGAUGGUAUUUUUUUUACUUUUAAAGAUUCUGCGUUUUGACUCACUCCAUGUAACUAAAGUGUGAACUUCAAGUGAGUGAGUGCAGAGAAAACACUAAUUUAGGGUUUUUCUUUUGUCUGUAUGCAAUGAUGAGAGGUUUUUUUGGGGGGGGGUCAAUAGUUUCAGGCAUGUGCCGAUAAUCGGUUUUAUGAUAUACUGCAAUAAAUACUUGCACAAUAUUCUUAUUGUUGUUGUGGACACGUCAUAAAAUGAUGGUGACAGGAUCCAGGCUUUUUUACCCCAAUCAGCCAUAAUAUUUAAAAUCGCUGACCGGUGAAGUGAACAGUAUUUGAUUAGUGAAGAGUCGGUUCUUGAAGUUGAUGUGCUGGAAGCAAAAAAUGGGCAAACUGAGCUUAGGAUCUAAGCGACUUUCACAAGGGCCAAAUUGUGAUCUUGUGGCGUGUGUUCCUGGUAUGCAGCGGUUAGUACUAGGACCGUGACAAUAUCCACAUCACUGGAGGUGCACGACAGUGUUGAGGCCAUCACGAUUACCAUAGUAACGGCUUUUGCUUUUUUUUUUUAAACCUGAGAGUGCUGUGAUUCUCAUGUAGCCACUUUUAGCUUGGUCUGUGGCCUUGUCUAGACUUAUCUGGAUAUUUUCAAAAACUUGCUUGUCUUUCACUUUGGAAAACAAUCACGUUCACAGUAACCCGCGAGUGGUAGAGAGAGUACCGGCCAUCCUAAAGGGAAAACCGAUCAGUAGCCGGAAGUUUCUUUUUGGACAGACUUCAGGGACGAGGCAACGACUUUUCCUUCACUGUCCAUCACCAGUCUACACAUUCUUUAUAGCCUGCUGCUGAACUGAAUAACAGGUCAGACCCCCUGUAUCGCAACUGUAGUGUACUCAAUAACCAAACCUGUCCAAUCUUCUGUUUCUUGUUUGAAUUGAAAUGAGGGCUAGAACGAUGUGUUGAUUUACAUAAAUACGUCUGUGGAACGCUUUGACGCAUCGCACUGUAUACUUUCAUCUCCGAUUAUGGAGGCUCCUGCUCCUGAGCAUGCUGAAAAUCGGACGUUAUCCCAAAAAGCCUGAACCUGUUUAUCCAUAGUGUGUGACUUCUUUACACAAAGACCUUAUAAAAUAGUGCUGUGUUUACUGUAGAAUUGAAACCGUGUAGCACUUGUGAUGCUCUGCUCGACCUUUUCACUUUGAGGAUCAUGAGAGUUCAAGGGUGUGGAGUUUGGCCUCCAGGUCUGAUCCAUGGAGCCCAACCUCACAACUUGGAGAAUUUGAAGGAUCUCGUGCGAAUAUCUUGGUGCCACACCUUCAGAGGUCUUGUGGUCCAAUGCUCUGAGUCAGAGCUGUUUUGUUGGCACAAGGUGGAUCUACACAACAUUUACACCGGUGGUUUUGAGAUCGUGGCUGAUUGGUGUAAAUAUAAAGGCAGCAUCUUGUGUGUCAAGUUUACAGAAGAAGCUCUCUGCCUUAAUUAAUUGCUGUAAUAAAAGUUUAGAUGAAUUUAAUAUCAGCGCAUGCCGAAGAUAUCAAAUGCGUUCUGUGUGUGUGAGGAAUUACAUUCCCAUAUCAAAAAAAAAAAGAGAUAAAAAUUACACAUGCAUGUGAGGGUUUUUUUUUUGUUGUUUUUUAUUUUUAUUACCACAUGGAUUUCAGUUGUUUCCUCAUUUUAUUUGUCAUAUUCACAGCAGAAUUGAUGUGUAUGAAUGGAGUCGUUCUCGGCUCUUCAGCGAGCUGACUGAUCUGGGAAACCCCUGUGAAGGCAGUUGAAUGUAUAUCUUUGUACAAACCGCGGUUUAGCUCUGAGGACGUGGUAGUUACCGUAUGAAUAGACAUGCGAGCGACGGAGACGCAAGAUAACCUUUUUAUAAGAACCUUUUUUUUAUUAGAACAUUAACAACAGUAAUUCUUUUUGUAUGUAUAUAUAUAUGAAGACUAGGCUUUCUGAUUAGCAGAAAGGGAAAACAUUCCUACAUUUUUUUUUUAAAUGUACGUUUGUCAGAAAGAGUUAUGUAAACAUGCGCAAUGUUUUAUGUGCCUUUUAUUUGGGUUGUCUAAAUAAAAGAAAACUAUGAAACGUG